Messenger RNA from Leptosia nina, 1410 nucleotides. Lineage: Eukaryota; Metazoa; Arthropoda; Insecta; Lepidoptera; Pieridae. The record is from the annotation of a GenBank genome assembly.
AUGGAAGAUAAUAAAAACACGCAAGUUGAAAAUCAAAAUAUUAACGAUGAGAAAAAUACUAAAAAAAAGAACAAGAACAAGAAAAAACGUAGCGGUGAUGGGGAUCAUCGGGCACCGGGUUCUGCAGAUGGUACAGUCGCUCUACCGACCUCUACAGACGGACAACAAAAUAUUUACGUUAAAGACCUUAAAAUUGCAAUGGAAGUGUUAAAUUUACAACAAAAACCUGCUAAAACGACCGAAGAAGCCUUGCAUAAGUCAUACCAAUUUUGGUCUACUCAACCAGUACCGAAAAUGGAUGAAAAAAUUAUCACCAAUGAACCCAUAGAAGGACCUAAAACAGCAGAGGAAAUAAGACAAGAGCCAUAUACUUUGCCUGAUGGAUUUCAAUGGGAUACAUUAAAUCUAAAUGAUCCUCUUGUACUAAAGGAAUUGUAUACAUUGCUAAAUGAGAACUAUGUUGAAGAUGAUGACUGCAUGUUUCGUUUCGAUUAUCAAACAGAGUUUUUAAAGUGGGCUUUACAGCCUCCAGGCUGGAAAAUGGAAUGGCAUUGUGGAGUGAGAGUUGUAAAAUCAGGGCGUUUAGUUGGUUUUAUUUCAGCUAUUCCAGCCCAAUUGAGAAUUUAUGAUAAGGUAGAAACAGUUGUAGAAAUAAAUUUUUUAUGUGUUCAUAAAAAGCUCCGUGCUAAAAGAGUUGCCCCUGUACUUAUUAGGGAGAUAACGCGCAGAGUUAACUUAACAGGUAUCUUUCAAGGAGUGUACACAGCAGGAAUAGUGUUACCGAAGCCAAUUGGAACAUGCAGAUACUGGCAUAGAUCUUUAAAUCCAAAGAAGUUAAUUGACAUUAAAUUUAGUCAUCUAUCUAGAAAUAUGACCAUGCAAAGAACUCUUAAACUUUUUAAACUACCGGACUUACCUAAAACGCCUGGCUUUCGUAAAUUGGAACCUAAUGAUUGUGACCAAGCUGUUAAACUACUGAAUAGUUACUUGGAGAAGUUUGAUUUGGUGCCAAUAUUUUCAGACGUGGAUUUUAAACAUUGGUUUAUGCCUAUACCGGGUAUUGUAGAUAGUUUUGUUGUGGAGGCGGAGGAUGGUUCUAUUACAGAUUUUGUUAGCUACUAUACUCUUCCCUCGACCGUUGUCUAUCAUCCGGUUCAUAAAACACUUAAAGCCGCUUAUUCCUUUUACAAUGUGUCUACUAAAACCCCUUGGGUCGAUUUGAUGCUUGAUGCUUUAAUAACUGCUAGAAAUUUAGGAUUUGAUGUGUUUAAUGCAUUAGAUCUGAUGGAGAACAAGGAAUUCUUAGAACCUCUAAAGUUUGGUAUUGGUGAUGGAAAUUUGCAAUACUAUUUGUAUAACUGGAGAUGUCCAAGUUUACCCCCAAACAAAAUUGGCUUGGUUCUCCAAUAA